This is a messenger RNA of Pseudopipra pipra, 4564 nucleotides long. It is a transcript of the gene SPAG9, whose product is annotated as sperm associated antigen 9. Gene Ontology annotation, molecular function: JUN kinase binding; kinesin binding; MAP kinase scaffold activity. The transcript has 31 exons. Gene Ontology annotation, cellular component: cytoplasm. NCBI's taxonomy places the organism in Eukaryota, Metazoa, Chordata, Aves, Passeriformes, Pipridae. The record is from RefSeq and is a predicted model, not a curated record. The coding region runs from base 86 to 4069 and encodes 1327 amino acids. Gene Ontology annotation, biological process: vesicle-mediated transport.
AGGAGGGGCCGGACCGAGCCCGGAGCCGCCGCCGCCGCCGCCCCGCCGGGCCCCGCCAGGGCCCCGCGCUCCCCCCGCCGCGGCCAUGGAGCUGGCGGACGGCGUGGUGUACCAGGAGGACCCCGGCGGGCCCGGCCCCGCCAUGAUGUCGGAGCGGGUGUCGGGGCUGGCGGGCUCCAUCUACCGCGAGUUCGAGCGGCUCAUCGGGCGCUACGACGAGGAGGUGGUGGCCGAGCUGAUGCCGCUGGUGGUGGCCGUGCUGGAGAACCUGGACUCGGUGUGCGCGCACAGCCAGGAGACCAGCGUGGAGCUGGAGCUGCUGCGGGACGACAACGAGCAGCUGCUCACGCAGUACGAGCGGGAGAAGGCGCUGCGCAAACAGGCCGAGGAGAAAUUCAUUGAAUUUGAAGAUUCUCAAGAACAAGAGAAAAAGGACUUACAGACCAGAGUGGAAGCAUUGGAGUCACAAACUCGACAACUUGAACUAAAAGCAAAAAACUAUGCUGAUCAAAUUAGCAGACUUGAGGAGCGGGAGGCAGAACUCAAGAAGGAGUACAAUGCACUGCAUUCAAGGCAUACAGAGAUGAUUCACAAUUAUAUGGAGCACUUGGAAAGAACCAAACUUCAUCAGCUAACAGGGGGUGAUCAGCUAGAAUCCACAACACACAGUAGAAUUAGGAAGGAGCGUCCAAUAUCACUGGGCAUCUUCCCAUUGCCUCCAGGAGAUGCCCUUCUCACGCCUGAGGCUCAGAGAGAAGCAGCAGAAACACCUGCAUCGGAGCACUGGAAAUUCCACGAGCUGAGCCAGCCACGGUCCCACACCAGCCUGAAGGAUGAGCUCUCUGAUGUCAGCCAGACAGGCUCCAAAUGUACUACUCCAGCAUCCACAGCUGCUUCAGAUGUGCCUGUGCUGCCUGCUGAAACUCCUCAGAAGGAAAAUGUUGAAGGGCUUGCAAAGGACACAGAGAUGUCGAAUGAGAAGGUGGACAUAAGCAAGAAUAUUGAAGUACAGGCAGCUCAAGAGACAAAAAAUGUGUCCACUGGGGGAAAUGAAAAUGAAGAAAAAUCAGAAGUUCAGGCAAUCAUUGAGUCAACUCCAGAGUUGGAUAUGGAUAAAGAUCUCAGUGGAUAUAAGGGUUCCAGCACUCCUACCAAAGGCAUCGAGAACAAAGCGUUUGACCGUAACACAGAGUCACUCUUUGAAGAGCUGUCAUCUGCUGGUUCUGGCCUAAUUGGAGAUGUGGAUGAAGGUGCAGAUUUGCUGGACCAUAAUUUCUUUGGAAUGGGACGGGAGGUUGAAAACCUUAUUUUGGAAAAUACUCAGCUGUUGGAGACAAAAAAUGCACUGAAUGUAGUGAAGAAUGAUUUGAUAGCAAAGGUGGAUGAAUUGACCUGUGAGAAGGAUGUACUACAAGGUGAACUGGAGGCUGUAAAACAAGCAAAACAAAAGCUUGAAGAGAAGAACAAGGAACUGGAAGAAGAGCUGAGAAAAGCUCGUGCAGAAGCAGAGGAAGCAAGACAGAAAGCUAAAGAGGAUGAUGAUAGCGAUGUCCCCACGGCGCAGCGGAAGCGUUUCACCCGGGUGGAGAUGGCCCGGGUCCUGAUGGAGAGGAACCAGUACAAGGAGAGGCUGAUGGAGCUCCAGGAAGCUGUGCGAUGGACUGAGAUGAUCAGAGCAUCGAGAGAAAAUCCAGCCAUGCAAGAGAAGAAGAGAUCGAGCAUUUGGCAGUUUUUUAGCAGGCUCUUCAGUUCCUCCAGCAAUACAGCAAAGAAACCAGAACCUCCUGUCAAUGUUAAAUACAAUGCUCCAACCUCGCACAUUACUCCGUCAGUCAAGAAAAGAAGCAGCACCUUAUCUCAAUUACCCAGUGACAAAUCUAAAGCCUUUGAAUUCCUCAGUGAAGAAACUGAAGCCAGUUUAGCCUCACGCAGGGAGCAGAAGAGGGAGCAGUAUCGCCAGGUGAAAGCACACGUGCAGAAAGAGGAUGGCAGGGUGCAAGCAUUUGGCUGGAGUCUACCUCAGAAGUACAAACAGGUGGCAAAUGGUGGCCAGGGUGAAAAUAAGAUGAAAAACUUGCCUGUACCUGUUUACCUGAGACCUUUAGAUGAGAAGGAUACCUCUAUGAAGCUGUGGUGUGCUGUAGGGGUGAACCUGUCAGGAGGGAAAACACGGGACGGCGGGUCUGUGGUUGGUGCCAGUGUGUUCUACAAUGAUGUGACUGGUGUGGAUGCAGAAGGCAACAAGCAGCAAACAGGAUCUCAGAGUAGCUUAGAUAAACUAGACCAGGAGCUCAAGGAUCAGCAGAAGGAACUGAAACAUCAGGAAGAAUUAUCCAGUCUAGUUUGGAUCUGUACUAGCACACAUUCUGCUACAAAAGUUAUCAUAAUUGAUGCAAAUCAACCAGGAAAUAUUCUGGACAGUUUCAUUGUUUGCAAUUCUCAUGUGCUUUGUAUUGCCAGUGUGCCAGGGGCAAGGGAAACAGACUAUCCUGCAGGAGAGGAAGGGUCUCAGGAAGCAGAUCCCAGUCAAGUGGACAAGUCCUCUCUGUGUGGCAGCAUGACCAGCAACAGCUCUGCUGAGACCGACAGCCUGCUGGGGGGCAUCACCGUGGUGGGCUGCACUGCAGAGGGGCUCACGGGGGCACCUGCAGCUCAGGAUGCCAACGGGGGCUCCCCAGUGGCAGAGAAACAGUCAGAUAUUGCAAAUGAAAAUAAUUUAGUAGAUGAGAACAUUCCAACAGCAGAGGAGGCAACAGAAGCAACAGAAGUCAAUGCAGGGACAGGAGAAGACACAGCUGAUAUUGCACAAACUGGAGUCUACACAGAGCAUGUCUUUACAGAUCCUUUGGGAGUACAGCAUACAACAGAGGCAUCUCCAGUGUACCAGCCUAAUACUGAGUCAGAGUUAUAUAAAGAUGUUGCAGUUUUGCCAAAUGAGCAAGAUCUAGUGAGAGAAGAAGCACAGAAAAUGAGUAGCCUUUUACCGACCAUGUGGCUUGGAGCACAGAAUGGAUGCCUGUAUGUUCAUUCGUCAGUGGCCCAGUGGAGGAAAUGUGUUCAUGCCAUUAAACUUAAAGAUUCUAUUCUCAGUAUUGUACAUGUAAAAGGAAUAGUGUUGGUUGCACUGGCUGAUGGAACACUGGCAAUCUUUCACCGAGGAGUUGAUGGUCAGUGGGAUUUGACAAACUAUCACCUCUUAGACCUGGGCCGGCCGCACCACUCGAUACGGUGCAUGACAGUGGUACAUGACAAAGUCUGGUGUGGCUACAGGAACAAAAUCUAUGUUGUUCAACCAAAGGCCAUGAAAAUAGAGAAGUCAUUUGAUGCCCACCCAAGGAGGGAGAGCCAAGUGAGGCAGCUGGCCUGGGUGGGUGAUGGGGUCUGGGUGUCCAUUCGCCUGGACUCCACCCUGCGCCUCUACCACGCGCACACGUAUCAGCACCUGCAGGACGUGGACAUUGAGCCCUAUGUAAGCAAAAUGCUAGGUACUGGUAAACUGGGAUUCUCAUUUGUGAGAAUCACAGCUCUUAUGGUGUCUUGUAAUCGUUUAUGGGUAGGAACAGGAAAUGGUGUCAUCAUCUCCAUUCCAUUAACAGAAACUGUAAUCCUCCACCAGGGACGUUUACUGGGGCUGCGGGCUAAUAAAGCAGCAGCAGGCUCUGGAAACCGUCCAGGGAGUGUGAUCCGUGUGUAUGGAGAUGAGAACAGUGACAAAGUGACUCCAGGGACGUUCAUCCCCUACUGCUCCAUGGCACACGCACAGCUUUGCUUCCACGGGCACCGCGAUGCUGUGAAGUUCUUUGUCGCUGUACCAGGUCAGGUUGUUUGCCCACAGAGUAGCGGUGGGACAGAGCUAACAGCUGAUAAACAAGCCCAAGAGUCCUUCAACCAGAGUCCCUUAAAAUCAAUGUUGGUGAUAAGUGGUGGAGAAGGAUACAUUGACUUCAGAAUGGGUGAUGAAGGAGGAGAAUCUGAACUCCUUGGAGAAGCUCUACCACUUGAACCUUCUGUAGCCAAAGCUGAGAGGAGUCACUUGAUAGUGUGGCAAGUCAUGUGUGGCAGUGAGUGAGCCCGUAGGAUGCAGCUGGAGACCUUAAAAAAACAAAAAAGAAAAAAAAAAGGAAAAAAAAAAAAGCUUCUGCAUGUUUUUUUUUAUUUUGUGAACCUGUUUCACUACAUGAUGUUGAAGCAUUUCUUUGCUGUUUAACUUUAUAUUGCAAAUCUGUCAUACCUUUAACUAUACAGGAAUUAGCUUGUGCUGUUUUACUGCACCCGUGUUACAUGGAACAGUAUAAGGAAAUCAGAUCUUUCUCCAACUGAUGUGCACACCAUAGUGAGCAGCUGAGGCAUUACUUUUACUGUACCACAGCAACCUAAUGUGUUCACUUCUUUGGUAGCCUCACUUGAGUUUGGCUUUGUUACAACUGAGCUUCAUUUCACUGUAUAAUGCAUUGAGUAAAACAGCAAAGUUAUUCCCAGAGUAUUUAAAAAAAUGGACAAAUUAUAAGAUGGAUUAUUAAGACUCAUCCAAAUAUUCAGUGAGGGCUAAAGCAAACUGUAUAUU